Molecule: messenger RNA, 1456 nt
Organism: Anolis sagrei ordinatus
Lineage: Eukaryota; Metazoa; Chordata; Lepidosauria; Squamata; Anolidae
Product: natterin-1-like
Source: RefSeq, a predicted model, not a curated record
AGCCAGAAUCUCUCAACAAGAAACAUCAAUGGAUUUCAAGAUGCAUCUUUUCUUUUGUGCUCUCUUCAUUUCUCUGAUGGAUUACCAUUGUAUCAGUGGCAAGGAAAGUGUCCUCACAUCACUGAAGAAAACUGUAGAAAAAGGUCCUCUGGUGACAAUUGUCCGAGACGAAGACAGUAGUUCUGCAGUGAAUCAGACCAGAAACAGUCGACGUAAUGAUGCUUUCUAUGAAACAACCUUGAAGUGGGUUUGGUUUUAUGGAUCUGCUCCCAGUGAUGCAGUUUCAUUCUGGAAUAGCUAUGCUAACAGGUGGGAAUACCCUUGCUGGGAAGGAGGAUGUGGAGCUGGUUACUACAGUCCAGCCCGUGGUCCUUACUGCUACUAUGCUGAAAGCAAUCGAGAAAAGAGUACCUCUAAUUUCCAGGUGUUGGUGAAUGAACACAACUUUGAAUCUUUGAAAUGGCAAUAUGGUUCUCAUGGUAAUGUUCCACAUAAUUCAAUUGAUACUUGCCCAGGAGCACGAGUCUAUGUGGGGAAAAAUCAUUUUGGCUUAGGAAAGGUAGUUGUCCAACACAGUGCUUUCUUCAUCGGAAGGAAUGGUAAAGAAUACUGGUACAAAGAAUAUGAUGUCCUCACCAUUUAUAAAGAUUAUCGAUCUCAGGCAAUCAACAAUGUCAGGUACAAAGAAGAUCAGGGGACAUACAGCAACCAUGCCCUGACCUUGUUUACCACCAAAGUCACCAACAAUAACUGUGAAUCAGUGAAGAAGACCACCACCUUAUCAAAAACUGUAACCUUUGAACAUCGCUGGGACGUUGGAAUUGCCCUUUCACAGAGUGUGAGCAGUACUAUAACAGUGGGGAUACCUGAAGUUAUUGGGACAUCAUGGGGGAUUUCAUCAGAGAAAACCUACAACUGGAAUAAAGGUUUCACACAGAGUGAAUCGGUCGAGUAUAGUGAAACUGUAGAGGUUGAUGUCCCACCUAAGCAGAGCUGUGAAGUGACAAUGAAGGGCAUAACAAUGAGGGCAAGAAUUCCUUUUACUGCCACAGCUACUCGUUACUAUUAUAAUGGAGAGAGUCGAAGUGCCACCGUCCAAGGGGUCAGCGACAAUGAUGUUGUGGCACAAGUGCACACAGAAAUUAAGCAGUGCCAGCCCAUCCCAAAUGCAGAGCCAUGCCUUUCAGAGGUCAUUGGCACAUAUUAAUAAUCCUCUAUGCUAUUCCCUGGCCAUUCAUUGUCCUAGAGCAGAAAUCAAGAAAAUAAAACGUUCCUCUGGGUAACAUGAAGAACAACAAGUGAGGUGAGGGUGAGGGCUGAGCUUUGAUAUACAAGAAUCUACUUUAUUCAAUAGAAGGAAGAGUGAUUAUUCCUCUAUUUCAUCAUAACACAACAUAAAUAUGCUUCCUGAUCCUGAAUACAUUUACUUGGAAAUAAAUGCCAUCUAUUGCAAUAA